Molecule: messenger RNA, 1080 nt
Organism: Colletotrichum spaethianum
Lineage: Eukaryota; Fungi; Ascomycota; Sordariomycetes; Glomerellales; Glomerellaceae
Product: DNA mismatch repair protein PMS1
Exons: 3
Coding region: 1-1080 (359 amino acids)
Biological process (GO): mismatch repair
Cellular component (GO): mismatch repair complex
Molecular function (GO): ATP-dependent DNA damage sensor activity; ATP hydrolysis activity
Source: RefSeq, a predicted model, not a curated record
AUGUCCAUUAAGCCCCUGCCUGAGGACGUCAUCCGCCGCAUCAGAUCCUCCGCCACCGUAACCUCUCUCAACGGUGUCGUCUGCGCCCUCAUCAAGAACUCCCUGGAUGCAGGCGCCACCAGGCUCAACAUCACCGUCGACUACUCCCGUGGCAAUUGCACGGCCGAGGAUGAUGGGCUAGGCAUCUUGCCUCUAGAGUUUCGAGAGACUGGCGGACUGGGCAAACAGCACCACACAUCAAGACACUCACCCGAACAUGAGUGUUACGGCGCUAAUGGAAACUUCCUCGCUUCGGUGGCUGCCCUGUCUCUCCUCACCAUCACUUCUCACCACUACCUGCAUAACUCACAAAGCUCACUCACCAUUCAUAACUCGCGAGUCUUGGCCCGCAACAUCCCGGCCCUUCCAGAACAGCGCCUGCUCACCUUCAGCCAUGGGACCCGUGUUACGGUUAGAGAUCUGUUCGGCUCCAUGGCUGUUCGAGUCAAGCAGAGAGCUGUAGCCUCAGAGAAAGCCGCCGUGGAUAGGGAAUGGGGUCGUCUGGUCCACGAUGUCACUGCCCUCUUGUUGGCUUGGCCUUCGGACGUGGCCCUCUUCGUCCGAGACACCGUCAGCAACAACGAGACACGUUUUAGGCCCAACACGACCUCCAAGUCGGAUUUGGUGACUCGUUCAUCACGGAUUCUGGCUCAGUCGGGCUGUGUGGAUGGCCUGGACCAAGCACCCUGGACUCCCAUCGGCGCGUCCGUGGGAAAGUUGAGCAUUGAAGGAUGCGUAUCGUUGAGCCCAGUGGCCACCCGUCGAACUCAGUUCAUAAGCUUCGGCGUUCACCCCGUGACCAAUGAGCACGGGACGAACGUCUUGUACAACGAGGUCAACCGCGUCUUUAUCAAUUCCGGUUUUGCGAUAGAGCAAGAUGCGCCGAUUUCCAGCGACUCGCCCCUUGCGGCGCUUCCAACAUCGAGGGAUCCUUCGGACAGAAUUGCUCGCCCUAAACCUCGACUUCGCGGGCCCGGCCGCUUCUGGGCUCCUCCUUUGAGGAUCUUCUUGGUGAUCGGAACCGUACCCUUGCGGAUAUGA